Molecule: messenger RNA, 1335 nt
Organism: Populus trichocarpa (black cottonwood)
Lineage: Eukaryota; Viridiplantae; Streptophyta; Magnoliopsida; Malpighiales; Salicaceae
Exons: 7
Coding region: 126-1190 (354 amino acids)
Biological process (GO): protein ubiquitination
Cellular component (GO): nucleus
Molecular function (GO): ubiquitin protein ligase activity; protein binding
Source: RefSeq, a predicted model, not a curated record
GAAAAAAAAGAAAAGAGAAAAGAGGAAUUAAAUUGAUGCUCCUCCUCCAUCACCGGACACCACUUCAACAUUAGCGUGCAGAACAAUAAGGAAGCUUAGCAUAGCCAGCUGUUAAAGAAAAAGGAAUGGCCGAAGAAGAAGUUUUAAUAGAAGUAGAAGCGGUGCUAGCCAUGUAUGGCGACGAUUGUGUGAUUCUUGAGUCUUUCCCUCCUCAUCUUCACCUCCACAUCAAGCCCAGAACCGCCGAUAUCUCCUCCCAACAGUUCGUGGAAGCAGUAAUUGGGAUACGAGCAGGUCCUCAGUACCCAAGCAAACCACCAUGGAUUGAUCUCAUAGAAUCCAAGGGUCUUGAUGGAGAAAGGCAAAAGCAAUUGAUAACUGGCAUACAAGAGAAAGCAUGUGAACUGUCCUCUUGUCUGAUGCUUGUAGCACUUUGUGAGGAAGCGGUGGAGAAGCUCACUGUUAUGAAUCACCCAGAUGGUGAUUGUCCACUGUGUAUGUGCCCCUUUGUCCCAGAAGAUGAACAGGAUGAAGCCUUGCCAUUUAUGAAGUUGAUGUCUUGUUUCCAUUGUUUUCACUGCGAAUGCAUUGUGAGGUGGUGGAAUUGGAUCCAAAAGGAGAAAGAAAGCAACACUAGCACCUCAUCUUCCACAACUUUACUGCAAAUCAAAGAGAUGGGAAAUCAGAAUGGGUUAUCAGAUGUGCAUGGAGUACUGGAAGAAAGAAUGGGGGACUGUCCAGUUUGUAGAAAGGUUUUCCAUGUCAAGGAUUUUGAACAUGUGCUUGACCUGGUUGGAACUCAAGCUUCUCAAUUGGAUUCUGAAGCAGAGAUCAAAUACGAGGAGAAGCUCCUUCAUUCUGAUUCAGAGAACUUCAGAAGACAGAAAUUUGAGGCCAUAUUGAAAUUACAGCAGGAAAACAGCGGCUUAAUUGAACCAAAAAGAGAGAUAGUGGUUGUGCCUGGUAUAUAUCUUCCGCAACGAGCCACAUCAGCUGCACAGACAGUGAACAAAGAAACCGCUGAGCAUCAAGGAACAGAAGCCAGACCCUCCACGGAAACAAAUUUGGGUAGUUCCUUAAAUAGACCUCGUCCUAGAGAAUCCAGGAACUCAGGCAGGAGGCAGGGAGUACGAAAUUCAAGAAGACCAGUCAGUCAGUGGGUCAGAAGAGAGAAUGGUACUGCAGAUUAAUCAGUGCAUAAAUUUUGUGGUUUCUUUUUGAAACUGGUUUAUUCUAAAUAUCAAAUGGAAUUAAAUGCUCAUACAUGUAAAAGAAAUUUAUUUUACAUUUCUGAUUUUUCUCUCUCCAGUCAAAUAUAUUUUAUUUUUUUUAUAA